Molecule: messenger RNA, 1356 nt
Organism: Ostrea edulis (European flat oyster)
Lineage: Eukaryota; Metazoa; Mollusca; Bivalvia; Ostreida; Ostreidae
Exons: 3
Coding region: 36-1070 (344 amino acids)
Source: RefSeq, a predicted model, not a curated record
UCAACAAGCCGUAGUUUCCUGAUGUUGACUGUACGAUGUAUUUCCUGGAUUUGAUGAAUCUAAAUAGAAUCUGUAUUUGUUUGGAUUUAAUGGCUUAUAAAGCUGUUGGAAUUUUACCUCUGCUCUUUGCGUAUUCAUCUUCCAUUACCAAAAGUAGAACUGUCUGCAUUCGAAACAGGACCGACGCAGGAUCCAGUGCAUGCUGCGACAACUACGAGAAAGACGAAAAUGGAGAAUGCAAUUAUGCAUCAGUUUUUACAACAGUUCCACAGCAUCAGAUUUUGAAUAUCUCAACAUCACCGAUAUAUUUAACAUCUAUUUCAUCCACCACCAAUUUAACCAAUCACUAUACAGUGUUACCUUCAACAAAACCGUCUAUAGCCGUUAGUAAUCCUGAAAACGGACAGUUCAAUUCCAAUUAUUUGAUUGUUGGUGUGGGAGCGUUUAUAUCCGUUCUUCUACUUGUUAUGAUCAUACAGAAGUGUUUGAAAUCAAAAUCUGCACAGCGAAACAUUUCCAAAAGAAAAGUAGAUUACAAUGCACCCGUUGUUAAAUCACGUGACACCGACAAAAAGAAAUAUGGCGGACUUUAUCACUACGGAAACAAAGACCACUUUUAUCAACAAAUGGAGUCUGAUUACCAGGAAAUCGAUCAAUGUCUUGAAAUGGCAAAUAUGACUCCAGGAGGACGAAAACCACCUGGUACAGAAGAAUCCAGUUUGUCAUCUGAACCCAACGACUCUUAUUUAUCACCAAUAGCCGGAAGUGACACGUAUGUUGAGCCAGUGACACAAGAAGCGUAUAUCGAACCACAGAACUUACAACCGUACUUAGAUUCUCAUAAAAUACCUAUGGGAAGAGCAAAUAGCGGUAAUGAACGAUUUCAUUCUUACAUAGAAGUGGUAGAAUUAGGUGAAAUGAACCCAACAGAAACUAUAAGCCAUACAAAUCCUGAUAACGCGCCUCGACUCUCAUCGUCAUAUGAUGAUGUCAUGUGGGAGUGUCCGGCCGUUUGUCAUGAAAUGGAUGAUGGAAAAGACAACUGUUAUCUUGAUGCUGUCUUCUCGUGAUACUUUGAUCAGCUGAUUACGCGAACAUGUUUCGAGUUAUCGCUAAUAAAUGGAUGCCAAAUAUGCUCAAGGAUGUAUUCAUUUUGCUGUAUUUUAUUUUCAUUUUCAUGAAAUGAUUUCAGAAUGUUUACAUAUCUAAUGUUGUGCCUUUAACAUCCCAACAAAUUGUAAUGGUGGCUAUUUAUCUAAUGACUGUAAAUGUAAAGAACAUGCGUGCAGAUAAACAUAAUAAUUCUAUUCUAACGGCUGGGAAUUCCGACAGAAAUAAAUGAGAAUGUUAAUAUGA